Molecule: messenger RNA, 3504 nt
Organism: Tuber aestivum (summer truffle)
Lineage: Eukaryota; Fungi; Ascomycota; Pezizomycetes; Pezizales; Tuberaceae
Source: the annotation of a GenBank genome assembly
GCGCUUGGUCUUGGCCGUGAGCUCCCACCACGAUACAGGUAGGGACGGAGCAGGCAUUCUUAUUUGUCGUGGGAAGGGAACCAUUCGUACCUACUGCUCUCGUGACUUCGGGCAGAUCUAUUCAUCCGGGCGCGAUAGUCUAAUGGUAGGUUGGGAGAUGUUCAGUUCUUGUCUUGCCCUGCCCUUCCCUGUCGCGCGAGCUGGAUGGCUGGACUCCCGGUCAAGUUUCUGCAAUGCAAUGCAAUUGCAUCUCUGCUCGCGGUCAACGAUGCUGGUGGCGGGGGCGAUGAUGGUGCAGAAAGCAAAACCUUAUCUCAUUGGUUAUGUUUAAAAGGAGCCUAGGAUCAUCAGAAAUGACUCGCUGCGAUUCGCGAUGUUUCCCGGUGGGAAAGGCAGGGCUAGCCAGGCUUUUGGGACGAGCCUAGUUGAAAGGUUUGGUUGGGCGAAUGGCGUUUGCGCAUCUUCGGAAGCCUGGAAUCCUUGCAUGGAUCCAGCAUGGAACCGUGGAGAGAUGUUACUGCACAGUGCACUGUACCAUACAAGUACAAGUAGCAGGGGGCUUACCUAUACUGGUACAAGAGGUGUUGUACUGGUAUCCUUGGUGAUGAGGUUCACUGGACCUUUGAAUUCUCCUUCUGCCGUAGGUAACUUGGACUGCCCCACCGUACUCGAGGGUCGAAUUACCAUAAAGUUACCCGUAUUUAUUAUUUACGGUAUUUACUUUUCCCUCUCCUGUCAUAUACUUUUUUCCCCUCCUUUCCUUCUUUACUUUUCCCUUCCAUUUCCAACAACUCCGCCCACCUCUCAAGUUCUCAAGCGGGCCGACGGACGACAACCCACAUUGCUUUUCCCAAUGAAUGAUAUCGUCAAUUGAACUGCCAGCAGGAAAGCGGGCACUUUCCGUUUUCUUUUCUUUUCUUUUCUUUUUUUCCAACGGGCCAACCGCAUGAGCUGCGGCUAGGGUGCAGGUACUUGUAUAUAUUAUAGUCGUGCGGCAUUAAUUGGACCUUAUCGCGCUCAAUGCGCCGCCAAGGGAAUCGGUAUACCGAGCCGAGCUGGACCGGAUCGAUUGUUGACACCUUUACGAUAGGCCACGGGGAGUCGAAACGCACAGUGACACGAAACGGGGGCAGCUGCACGAUACCGGUAUCGGUACUGUGCCGGCUUUCGGUUACUAAGCGCGCUGUCCGCUUGACUGUUGUUUCGUGUCACCGAGUGUUUCGGCUCUCCGUAGCCAUCCGGUGCCAUGUUUAUCCGAUACAUGAUACGAGACUCGGACAAGACACCGCAUGGCGGCGGGGUUGGAAGGACGAGUGCCGCACCGGUGGGGGGGGUUCGGUAUCCGUACUUUGUGCCGUAGUCGGUAACCCGUAACAAAACGUUCCGUCCGAUUUCAUUAAGUUACGAUACCGCUAAUCGCAUCCUCUACGAGUACAGCAACCCUACUCGUAGUCUACUGUACGAGUACGGUACUCAAGUACUGUAAAUUUACUGUGCAUCGUGCCGGUAUCAUACUGAGCACAAAGCGAUUACGUCACCAACCACUCCACGACAGCCACAAAAAAAGCAAAGCAAGUCUCUCGAGUCCAGACCCAAUUAUAUAAUCCGCCUUCGCUUCGCUUGCGCGGGCCAACCUCAACUCUCCAUCGCAUCCCUCAGCACCCCGGAAUAUAAUUCCAAAUCAACCUAAAGUGGAAGCGCUCUGUUUCCGAGAACUGCAUUGCAGCAUUAGUAACGCGUCGGCGUGGUGAGUAAUUCGCUUGCUGGGCCCUUCACCUGGCGAAUGUCAGCGAGCGGUGGGGGUUAGACUAGUUGGCUUUACGUUAUCAUACCGCUCGAGUAUCCAUUGCCGUGCUAGGGGAGAGGAAUUCCAAAUUCAUAGCGGAUCUGCGCGUGGAUUUGCAUUGCGGUGGAUGGUUAAAUGGGGUUUCUUUUGUUCCGUGUUUGGGGUGAGCCGCUUGCCUGUGAUCGAUCGAUUAACCUGGCGGAGGGGAUGUGGAUGCUUGCGAACUCCUGGUGUGUGGUGUGAUUGAUAUGACGGCCUACGUAGGUGGAGGAGGAGAGGGGCGUAUGUAUAAAAGGGAGAGGAAGGGAGAGAGGGGAGCGGUAUUUAUCAUAUUUGUCCGGUUCUUGAGGUUGAUAACUUACUACCCAUAAGUGGUAACGGUCGAGGCUCAACUUAUUAAGUUACGUCAUUCACCUUUCUUUCACACACAGCAGGAUACUCGAGUACAUAUCUCGUCGCGAAGGAUCCCCCCCAAAAAAAAACAAUUCACCAGCUCACCAGUUUAUUACUUCACAACCCCAUCAUCACCAACCCCCCUUUUUUUCCUUCCCCAAUGGCGAAAACAUUCCCGGAGUCAGCAAUGGUUAUCCGCGCCAUCUCCCCCAACAUCACCAUUCUGUCCGUCCCCUUCCUCCGCUUCAACAAAGUCAAGUUUGGCGGUAGGGCUACCAUCGGUGCGUACACACAUACACACACCCAUCCAACUGCAUAUCAAUAACUAACGGCGGAAUAGUAAAACUCGCAACCGGAAAUCUAGCCGUAUUCUCCCCCGUCGGCCUGACCACCGAGGCGAAAUCCGCCGUCGAAUCCAUGGGCGGGAGGGUCAACUACCUGAUCGCCUCGGACAUUGAGCACCACAUGAACCUGGGGCCCUGGAAGCAAGAGUACGCCUCGGCAACGGUGAUCGGGCCAGAGGGGCUCUACGAGAAGCGCAAGGCGCAAGGGAACGAAGACGUUCCCAUCGAUAUCGUCUACACGAAGGAUAAUAAGCACUCUUUGAAGCUACCCGAUGAGCUGGGGAGUGUGUUUGAUGUGGAGUAUUUCGAUGGGUAGGGACACAUACUCCGCCCCCCCUUCAUCCUUUUGAAUGAACUCGACUGAUGGCAGUGGUGCACGGCGCAGUCAUCAGAAUAAGGAACUGGUCUUCAAUUACAAGCCCGAGAGGACGAUGAUCCAGGCGGACCUGGUAUUUAAUCUCCCAGCCCACGAGCAGUUCUCCAAGUCCGGCAUGGACGCCACGAGCGGCAUCUGGACCAAACUUGCCCACCACUUUUUGAAUAUUCAGGGGAAGGGGCAGCAGAGGUUUAAUUGGUAUGCCGCCCCUGCGGAUAAGCCUAGCUUUGCCGACUCGGCGAAGGUGGUUGCGGGGUGGGGGGUUGAUCGCAUCAUCCCAUGUCAUGGAGAUGUUAUUGAGAGCGGGGGGGAUGAUGUUUUCAAGAGGAUUUUUGCCUGGAAUUUGAAGGCUUGAAUUGUUAGGGCUCAUUUGGGGGGUCUCCUUCCUACUUCUCCCUCUUUAGCUUGACCGUUUUUGUCGUGGGACUGGUUGCAGGUUUGGUGUGUAUCUUAUAGUUUUAAUACUAGUAUCCCGGUUGCUUUGGUUGAUUGUCGGAUUAUUUCAUGGCUUGUGGUUGGUUGAUGGCGUUGAGGAUUUGUUUGUUAUUGGUUCUGUCACCAACAUGUUUGGGUUAAUCCAAUCCAAGACCGCACAUCUCUUCUUC